UGCCUGCGUGCAGCACAGCAGGAUGAGGCAGUGGUUUGCAAACAAGCACACCCAGAGUCCUGCUGCCUAUUUGACUGUUGCCACUCAACAUCGAGUUACACAUUCAAUGCAGUUUGCUAAACAAAUUCCUCUGUGUUAUUUCCAUCUCCCUGGGUUCUAUUUAAACUGAUUUCAAGGAAACUGUUGAGACUGCAUCCCCUGCCCCCAUUUGCUCUCCUGCAUUUUAAUGCUUUCAUGAAAUGUUUUCACCCCCAAAUAGGGAGAUUAUGAUCCCUGAGCUGCUGCUGUGCAUGAGCUUUGGUUGCGCAGCAGCCCUCAAGCCCAGCUGCCUCUCGGCUCAAUUUAGGAGGCCUGGUGACUACAUCAUUGGAGGCCUGUUCCCUUUUGGGAUGGACACCAUCAACCUGACAGCACGAUCAGAGCCUACCUUAAUUGUGUGUGAAAGGCUAUUUGUAGAUGGGCUGAUAUGGGCCCUUGGGAUGAAGUUUGCUAUUGAUGAGAUCAACAACUCCACGUCACUUCUCCCAGGAGUGGAGCUGGGCUAUGACAUCUACGACACCUGCUUUGAGCCACUGGCAGCCCUACAGCCCAGCUUGCUGUUCGUGACCCAAAAUGGCACAACAGACAUUGGCAUAGCAUGCAACUACACCGACUACCAGCCUCGUGUCACUGCUGUGAUUGGACCACAUAAGUCAGAUCUCUGCCUGCUGACAGCCAAACUAUUCAGCUUCUUCCUGAUUCCACAGGUCAGCUACGGGGCCAGCAGUGAGAAGCUCAGCAACAAGGAGCUGUACCCAUCCUUUUACCGGACCGUUCCCAGUGACAAGAACUUGGUGGAAGCUGUGGUCCUUCUGCUGAACGAGUUUGGAUGGAACUGGAUCGCCACCAUUGGAAGCGAUGAUGAAUACGGCCGAGGAGCCCAGGAGCUGUUCUUAAGCACAAUUGGAAAUGGUAGCAUCUGCAUUGCUUACGAGGGCCUAAUUCCUUCAGACCUCACAGACCCCAAGGCUGAGAAACAACUGGAAGAGACCAUUCAGAACAUUAACAAGACCAACGUCAACAUUAUUAUCCUUUUUGCCUUUCAACAGCCAGCUCAGGCCCUGCUGGAACAGAGCAUCAAGAUGGGACUAAACAAGAAGGUUUGGAUCGGCACUGAAGCUUGGUUGUUGUCUGACAUAGCUGCCUCCAUCCCAAACAUUCAGAGCAUCGGGACAGUCUUAGGCUUCAUUAUGAAAGCAAGCAGCGUCCCUGGCUUCCAGAAAUACGUUGCCAAGUUACUCAGCUCUGUUCAGCAGGAUGAAUUUUGCCAGAAGUCCAGAGAAUCCUACCGCCACGUGAGCUCUGACAUGCUGGGCACACAGUGCAAACAGUGCGACCACAUCUCCCUGCACGACAUCUCCUCCACCCUAAGCCACUCCCAAGUACAACCAGUGUACAUCGCAGUCUACAGCGUGGCUUACGCGCUGCACAGAGCGCUGGGCUGCACCCACCAAGGGUGUCCCAAAGCAUCCAUCAGAUCUUGGCAGCUGCUGCACUUCAUGAAUACUGUCCCAUUCAUGGUGAAUGGCCAAAGUUUCAGGUUUGAUGAAUCCCAUGGCACAAACGCUGGCUACAAGCUUAUAUUCUGGCACUGGGAAAAUGGCAGCCUCACAUAUCUGUCUGUGGGAGACUACCAAGAGUCCUGGUACCUCAAUAAGUCCCUGAUUCAAUUUCACACUACAGACCAAAAGGAGCCCACAUCAGAAUGCUUCAGAGAGUGCGAACCAGGGCAAAUCAGGCAGAACAAAGGGUUCCACUUCUGCUGCUACGACUGCACAGACUGCCCAGAAAACACCUUCUGCAGUUCUAAAGACUGCUCCACCUGCACUCCCUGCAUGGAGCACCAGUGGUCCCCUGCCCAGAGCACGCAGUGCUACGACCGCAGCGAGAGAUUCCUCCGUUGGGACGAGCCGCUCACGGUUGGCUUGCUGAUAUCCAUGUCCAUCAUCGCAUCCCUGAUCUGCCUGACAGCCGUGCUCUUCGUUAAGAACCUCAACACCCCCCUCGUGCAGGCUUCUGGAGGCAGCCUGAACCUCUUUGCCUUGUUUGCACUCGUGCUGAUGUGCCUCAGUUCCUGUCUCUUCAUAGGGAAGCCCAGUAACAACCUCUGCGUGAUGCAGCAGAUUCUCUAUGCCCUGUGCCUCAACGCCUGCUUCUCCACCUUCCUCACCAAGUCCCUGGAGAUCGCCCUGCUGACAGAAUUCCCCCGCUGUGCCCGCGCUGCCCUGCGCUGGGUGACGCCGAGCAGAGCCUGGCUCCUUGUAGCCCUGUGCCUCCUCACCGAGUGCCUCUUCUGUUUCUGCUGCCUGCACCUGGGCCCUGACUACGUGCUGCCUGACUACAGCUCACUGCCCACGGAGGUUCUGCUCACGUGUAGCACUGCGUCCUGGCUUGCCUUCGCCUUGAUGCAUGGCUACAACGGGUGCUUGGCCUUCGUCUGCUUCCUGUGCACGUUCAUGGUGCAGACCUCUGGGAAGAAAUACAACAUGGCCAGGGGCAUCACAUUCGCCACCCUCAUCUACUUCAUCAUCUGGAUCUUCUUCGUUGCCAUCUUUGCCACUCUGAGGACAGUCCUUAGGCCUGUGAUUCAGAUUGGUGCCAUUCUGAUGGUCAGUCUGGGUAUUGUGGGGACAUACUACAUCCCCAAAUGCUACAUCCUCUUGCUGAAGCCUGAUUUGAACAGAGAGGAUUAUUUUCAGUACUCCACCAAAGAGGAGCCAGAAGGAGACCCUCAAUAA
Molecule: messenger RNA, 2777 nt
Organism: Centrocercus urophasianus (Greater sage-grouse)
Lineage: Eukaryota; Metazoa; Chordata; Aves; Galliformes; Phasianidae
Gene: TAS1R3
Product: taste 1 receptor member 3
Exons: 6
Coding region: 240-2777 (845 amino acids)
Biological process (GO): sensory perception of sweet taste; sensory perception of umami taste; G protein-coupled receptor signaling pathway
Cellular component (GO): membrane
Molecular function (GO): G protein-coupled receptor activity; sweet taste receptor activity
Source: RefSeq, a predicted model, not a curated record